AUGGAAACGGUGAAGGAAUACCUAGGAUAUAUCAAUCCUCAUUGGAUAGCUGUGGUGGUAACAGGAAUGUACACCCAUCUUCGACAAAUCUGUAUAAUCGGUUUAUGUUUCGACGAAGACAAUAAUGGUCCUCCAUUCGAUCCGUCUUACGCGUCGGUUCUCUUCACAUUUUCCGUGCUGUGUCUUCUCGCGGAGUACAGACUUUGGCCUAGAACUUUGAAAGAGCCACCGAUUCAACUUCUCUAUAUUUACGAAAUGUUGGUAGCGGCAUUGACCACAAAUCUAGCCACGCGAGCUAUUUGGGUACCAUUUAUGCACGUUAUUUAUUGUUUAACUCAAGAGUCCAGUAAAUGUUUGAUAUGGUUAAAUGCGAUUUUGGGAUUGGGUCGUUACUCAUUUCUGUGUGAUAUUGCAUAUUACAUGGCGAAAGACUGCGCCGCGACACACAUGGCUUUUUGCAUGUCCCUUUUGUCAUUCGUAUGGAUGUUGGAUGCCACCGAGUCUCUGGAUGCCAUUUUGGACACUUGGGCCAAGUAG
Molecule: messenger RNA, 537 nt
Organism: Apis laboriosa (Himalayan honeybee)
Lineage: Eukaryota; Metazoa; Arthropoda; Insecta; Hymenoptera; Apidae
Exons: 3
Coding region: 1-537 (178 amino acids)
Source: RefSeq, a predicted model, not a curated record